Messenger RNA from Staurois parvus, 321 nucleotides. The record is from the annotation of a GenBank genome assembly. NCBI's taxonomy places the organism in Eukaryota, Metazoa, Chordata, Amphibia, Anura, Ranidae.
UGUACUGUGUCUGCAGUCUCUGGUCAUCUCCUGUCUGCAGUCUCUGGUCAUCUCCUGUACUGUGUCUGCAGUCUCUGGUCAUCUCCUGUUACUGUGUCCGCAGUCUCUGGUCAUCCCUGUACUGUGUCCUCAAUCUCUGGUCAUCUCCUGCACUGUGUCUGCACAGUCUCUAGGUCAUCUCUUGUACUGUGUCCGCAGUCUCUAGUCAUCUCUUGUACUAUGUCCGCAGUCUCUGGUCAUCUCCUCUACUGUGUCUGCAGUCUCUGGUCAUCUCCUGUACUGUGUCUGCAGUCUCUAGUCAUCUCCUGUAUAUGUCUGCAG